Molecule: messenger RNA, 1733 nt
Organism: Xyrauchen texanus (razorback sucker)
Lineage: Eukaryota; Metazoa; Chordata; Actinopteri; Cypriniformes; Catostomidae
Product: immediate early response gene 2 protein-like
Exons: 2
Coding region: 1-522 (173 amino acids)
Source: RefSeq, a predicted model, not a curated record
AUGGACGCUGAGGCCAAGAGAAUUAUGACUCUUUCUGUUAGUAAACUGUAUUCAUUGAGGAUCCAGCGUGGGGGUUUGAGACUUCACCGGAGUCUUCUGCUCUUCAUGACCAUGAGAGCCACCCGGGACAUCUACAACACCGCCGUGCGGCUCAAAGACACGGAGUGGGACGAGCAGGUCGUUCCGUGCAUCUCGGAAGCGGCCACGGAGGAGCCCAUGGACACUAGUGAAGACCAAGCCACAGUCAGCGACUCUGUAAUGACUCCUAAAGAGAUCUCGGUUAAACCUCAAGAACCUAAAGAGAAACUAGAGGAGGACGAAGAGAACCGAGUCGCACAUAACUGUGAACGGCACUCCAGGAAGCGCCGCGGUAAGAUGGCCGUCGAGCCGGACUUUCUGCCUCUGAAGAAGGCGAGAAUGGACACGGACGACGAGGUCUUAAGGACGACUAAUGGAAACAGCUUUCGACAAGAUGAAACACUGACAGCGUUCCCCACAAAUUGGGCCAUCGGUGCAUAUUGAGGGAAAAAAAGACUUUGGAUAGUCCUGAGAAUCAUCUCCCUUGUUGGGAAUUUCCUGGACAAACUGGUUCUGAACUGACCAGUUAAUGCAGUCUUGACGGAGUUUAACACCUGUGUGCCACAGCUCGCCAGAAGAGCGAGGAGAGCUCACUAAGAGGCCCGCAGGAAUGAAGAUCCAGAUCCAGUUUUAUCCAAACCGCUGAUGAAUCACCGGAGCUGCUUCACUGUUCAGAUGAGUCAGAGAUGGAUGACUCUGAUCUGAUAUCAGAUGCUGACUCAACCAAAUUGAACUUUGUGCAAAGAGCUUUCAGUCGCAUAUGAAGUUUACAGCCUCAAAUAAAACACAUAUAAUGGUGUAUGAACUACUGUAAGAGACAAACACCUAUCUGACGACCCAUAAGCUGUGUUCAGAGUUCUGUCUUUGGUUGCAAUAAACGUACAAAUAUUCAAAAUGAUUCUGUUGUGCUGAUGAGAUUUUGACAACAUUGCUAUCCACAGAAAUAAGAGUUGGAACGAGCUGUGGAUGUUUGCGUGUGGAUGCAAGGUGCUAGCCUGCCAUUGGGAGCGACUUGGGGUUCAAUGUCUUGCCCAAGGACACUUCAGCAUGUGGAGUCGCGUGGGCCAGGAAUCAAACCACCAACCCUGCGAUUAGUGGCCGACCCGCUCUACCGCUUUACCACCUGAGCCACAGCCGAGCCACAGCCGAGCCACAGCCGAGCCACAGCCGAGCCACAGCCGAGCCACAGCCGAGCCACAGCCGAGCCACAGCCGAGCCACAGCCGAGCCACAGCCGAGCCACAGCCGAGCCACAGCCGAGCCACAGCCGGAGCCACAGCCGGAGCCACAGCCUUCAAAUGUGAAGCUUAUAAUAAUGCUCUUACCCUGACUAGGAGUAUCCGUCCCAGACAACUGACACCACACCAAGAUGUUGCAAAGAGGAUGUUCAUGUACAACAAACUCGAGCAAAAUGCAAGCACUCCAGUUGUAAUGUUUAAUUGCAGUGUUUGUGUAUGUACUCAAGUGUAUUGUCUUUUGUAGUUACAUGCAUGACAACCCAAAGACAAAGUUACGGUUUAUUUAAAUGUUGUAUUGCACUUUCAUUUGAAGACAUGACAUUGUAACUUAAAAUAAAUCUGACAUAAAAAAAAAUCAAAAAAUCUCAUAUUAGACAUUUUAAAUGGUGUCCUGUGUUGGAGCUGGACCCACUGAGUU